UCAGCAAGCAGCAUAAUUUCGUGAAUGGCGUCUAUCUGAUGCUUGGCCAGAAAACGGUGGCUCUCGCAUUACUUUAAAUUGGUAACUGUUUCCAGAUAAAAUUGCCUCAAACCAGUGAUAUUCGAUCGUCCAUUAAACCGAGCAUAGAUUGAGCAAGUGGAAUGGAAAGUCGUCGCGCAACGAGAGGCGGGGGGUCAGUGGCCUCGAUAGCAUCAUCAGCCGCUGUCGUUCCUGGACCAGCGGAAACUGCGAAGCGUGGCCGCAAAUCGGUAGUCCGUAAUAGGAGUCCGUCGCCACCGGUGACACGAAAACCAUCACCUGGCCGUAGAGUUUCUCCCGGAAGACCACCUAAAAAAUCUCCCACCAGAAAACCGUCGCCCGCUCGGAAGGCAUCACCGGCACGGAAAGCGUCUCCGGCUAGAAAACCAUCUCCGGCUCGAAAACCGUCUCCUGCCAGAAAAGCAUCGCCAGCUCGUAAAUCUAAUCGGACUGUACCUGCUGCAAAAACCGUGGUACCUGUUAAAAUAUCUCCAGAUGAACCCAGACGAUCUACCAGAAUUAGAAGCUCCGAAAAUCGGGAUAAGAGUCCACCGUUCAAGAAAAAUUUGCGUGACAAGCAGUUGUCGGUUAUUCUGGAUGAAACGGAAGCCAGUAUAAAGAAGCUCUCCAGCGGAAAAAGUUUGACACCCAACACCAGCCAGCAAUCGACCGUAACAACGACCGGUCGAAGCCAUCCAUCUGCCUCCCGUUCAGUGAGCGUGGCCAACGAGUCUCAGGAAUUUUCCGAUCAAGAAGAUGUUGAAUUCCAAAGCUUCCGAAAAGAUGAUAAUGGUAUUUCCAUUAAAAAAUCGUACGCUAGACGAAGUGCAACGAAGCAACUGCAAGAACUUCGUGAACUCGGUGGCAACUGGGGAGCGGCCGCUGUCAUUCUCUUAGUACCGUUAUUCAUAUUUUUCACCAACCAUUUCUGCUCCGGAGUCGCCCACCGGGAUUGUACCUUCAAGGUUCCGGCAAAUUGGGAUGAAUUUAAGACCUUGUCGACGUACUUCAACCGCGAGAUUGGAAUCAUCUUUCUCCUGUUCACCUGGGGCAUUGCUUUGAUAACCGCACUGCCCAUUGGAAAGGCAGUUAAAAUCGUAGACGAAAUUCGUGGCCAGCAAAGUUUUACCUUCACCGGAUUGUCAUGCGGUAUCUUUGCCGGUUUAGGUUUUUUUGUUGCCGAAUACUGCUAUCAUUAUCCGUUAAUCUCAAUCAUCAGCAAAGGCUACAAUCAACUUUUGGUGAUCAGUUUAGUGUACGCACUGGUCGCUGCCGCCAUAGCCUUCUUCAAAUCGCGCUACAUACCGCAGACCAAUUGGAAUCCGUAUGCCAAAACCGGCCAAUUUCUUGCCGACUACUUUGUGGGACGAGAAAUAAAUCCGCUAGCGUUCAACAUCGUCAACCUGAAACUGGUCCAUUACCAUAUCUCAAUUAUUUUGGCACUGGUCUUCAAUUCUAUCAUUCUUUAUCGCAACUUGCACUUCCCUUCGUUGCCACUGACAGAACCCGAAUCAAACCUAACCUAUACGGAACAAAUAACAUACUUUGCGAAAAACUUGGAAUUCGAGGCCACCCCGGUUCUUGUGGCAUCCCUCACUGUCAUCUAUCUGUUGGAUUUGAUAGCAUACGAGCAUCAUCUAACGUUUUCCUUCGAUUUGCAAAGUGAAGGUUUUGGCGCUUUGCUACUGCUCCGAUAUGCUAUUUUCCCAUUCACGCUAACCUUGCUACCGAAGUACGUGGCCGCCCACAAGCUGUCCGAUGUGCCGAACUGGAUGCUCGCAUUAGUGGCUCUCGUGGCGAUCGUCGGAUUGAUCAUCAAACGUUCCAGCAACCGGCUCAAGCAUCAAUAUCGACUUAAUCCGCUGGGCGAGAAGUUUAUCGAUCUGGAAACACUACCGACCUUCCAAGGCCGGCGCCUGCUGGUGGCCAAAUGGUGGGGAUACAUCCGCCAACCGAACUACGUCGGAGACAUCCUGCAAAACGUUGCCCUGCUACCGCUGCUGUACUGGCGCUUCGCCUGGCCUCCACUUCUGGCGGUGCUCUUCACUGUGGCCCUGCUGAUCCAACGGGCCCUCCGGUUGAACGAUCGAAAUGCCAAGAAGUACAACUCGGCCUGGCAGCGCUACUGCUCGACGGUGCGAAACAUUUUGGUGCCCAAGGUAUUCUAGACUAGACCUGCUAGCCAGUUGGAUUCUCACACAGACACACGGAACGAUUCAAUGCGUUUGUAUAAAGUGGUUUUUCUCGUACAGUUUGCUAUCUUUUAGGUUUAGGGUAACGUUUUAUGUUAGGUAGCACCAAAUUAGACUAUCAUACAGACACUGAUGUUAGAUCAAUAAGAGCGUGUGUGACUUCACUUGUUCGUAUGUAGCUAUAGACGGCAGUUAGUGUUAAGCUAGCGAAAUGAAACCUGACAUCGGUUGGCAUAUUAAGAGUUUUUUUUUCCUUUGCUUCAAUUAACAUUUUUCGUAGAUUCAUUCUUCUUAUGGUUUAUAGAUUGAGAUAAAGAAAAACGAUAAAAUUCGUUAGCAAAAUCUUUACUAUAUUGGAAUUUUAACUGUUAGGACUGUAAAUUGUGUGCGUUCCUCCGUACAUUGAAAAGGCAAUUUUACAAUACGACUGUACAAAUCGAAUUUAAGUUAAAAAAAAUCGAACUAAACUCAAUUAGUUUGGAGAACAGUAUAAAUAAGAAUUGAAUUUAUAUCAAAACAACAUUUUAAACGCAUUUUUUUUUCAUUUUGCUGUACUGUACUAGCAGUAGGUUAACUUUAAUUAUCUUCUCAAAGAGAUAAAAUCAGCACGUCACGAAGCACUCGUCCGAAUACACGCGCCCAUCGUCAAGCAGUGAGUGAAGCCAUUAGAAACAAGAGAGAUUCUCAAAUUACGCUUGUGUUUUGAAACGAUCUCACUGUACAGAAUUUGUUCUAACAAUGUUUUGAGUUGCUUGCUAACAAUAACAAUUAAGUCAGAAAAAGGUGUCUCAUCUACGUUCUUUAAUGAAAAAAAAUACAAUAGAAUCCCGGUUAAGAUCACAUUUUUUAGCAUUAAAGAUUUACACAACAA
Molecule: messenger RNA, 3102 nt
Organism: Malaya genurostris
Lineage: Eukaryota; Metazoa; Arthropoda; Insecta; Diptera; Culicidae
Gene: LBR
Product: lamin-B receptor
Exons: 3
Coding region: 162-2207 (681 amino acids)
Biological process (GO): sterol biosynthetic process
Cellular component (GO): endoplasmic reticulum membrane; nuclear inner membrane
Molecular function (GO): oxidoreductase activity, acting on the CH-CH group of donors, NAD or NADP as acceptor
Source: RefSeq, a predicted model, not a curated record